CUUUAAUACAGUUAUAUGUUUGUUUUUUGGUUGGGGAAGUGACAAUUAUAUCUUUUUUUUUUCUCCUUUGUUUGGUCUUAGAGAAAAGUUGAGAUAAGUUUUAAUCAACUUCCUAAAGUUGUUACUCAUUUAAAUGGACAAAGAUUCCAUUUUUGUUUAAUAUUAUUGCAUCUUAUUAUGAGUUACUGUAUUGUUUCAUUAUUUUUAUUAAUAUUAUUCUAUAUAUACUUAUCUGUUUUGAGGAUUUUUGGUAGAAGUGGCAAGGUACUGAAGUUUGUUUUUUCUUUUGUUUAUCUCAGAGAAAGUUGAGAUAAGUUUUAAUCAACUUGCUAUAGUUGUUACUCAUUUAAAUGGACAAAGAUUCCAAUUUUAUUAAUAUUAUUGCAUCUUAUUGCGAGUUACUGUAUUGUUUGAUUAUUUUUGUUAAUAUUAUUGCAUAUAUAUUGCAUACAUUUAUUUAUUUAUUGAGGAUUUUUGGUAGGAGAAGUGACAAGUUACCAAAGGUUUUUUUUAUUUCUAGAGAUAAGUUGAGAUAAGUUUUAAUCAGCUAGCAUAGUUAUUCCUGGCAAAGAUUCCAUUUUUAUUACUAAUAUUAUUGCAUCUUAUCGUGAGUUAGAUUAUUUUGUUUUGAAGUUUAUUUGGAGCCUGUUAGAAUUUGUUUGUGUAUUUCAAGUUUGGACUUUGGGCAGUUUUUAGUUUUGCUAUUGGACAACAGCGUAGUAUAUAUGUUUAAGUAAGAAAAGAAUUGAACCUGAAGUAGCUCUGGUAGGAUUUCUUAAGUUUUGUGUUGCUUUGUCCAUGUAGCAAGGCAAUAACAUUCGUGUGCUUCCGAUAACAUAACAAGCCACUAGAACUAGAGAAAAAUAAAUUUAACUGGUGAUUUUAAGAGGUAUAGCCUAGAAGUGAGGAACCCCGAUCACCAAUCAUAAGGUUGGGGUUUCGAGCCAACAAGGGGCUAAAGUAGGAAAGGGCAUCACUGCUUCAGGGAAGCCAACCAGCCUGCUGACAGAUUGGCUAACCUGAGUCACAGCCUUGAUGAAAUUCAGGUGUUCAACUCUUUUACUGACCUUCCUAACAACAUCAAAGGCUUAAUAAACAUGGACAAAUGGAACCUACCAUCAUUCAGGAUCAAACAAAAAAAGCCUUCUCAAAUAGUUUAUGAUCCUCCUUGAGUUGUAUUUCCUUUUGCAGUUUUUGGUUAGGAGCCGAGGAUCUUUCAGAAACAGCCUCUCUAUCUUCCGAGAUGGGGGUAAGGUCUGCGUACACUUUAACUUCCCCAGACCCCACACUAUGGAAUUUCACUGGGUAUGUUGUUGUUGUUGCUGCUGUUUUUGGUUAGCACUUAGAAGGAUAGUCUCAUCUCAAUGAUCAUGUACAAAGUUUGGGAUGCCAAACUCAGUAUUGUAACUUCUUGCACAUAAAUGAUCAAUGGAGAAAAAAAAAAAAAAAGUAGGAAAGGGCCACUGUUACUAUCCUCGCUUUGGUGGUGGGUUUUUUUUUUGUUUUGGGGGGUGGGGGUGGGGUGGUGGUUCGGAGUGGAGGUACCUAUAUAAAAUAGGGUGGUUCUCUUUGGAGCUAUGAGUAUAAUUAUCUUUGGAGCAAGUAAGAAGAGGUGGGGGGAAUGAGGAAGGGAACUUGUCAAUUUACUUCAUUUGGCAAAGUAUUAUUCUUCUCCUCCUGUUGCUUAGUACAACUGGAAAGAAGUAAUAGACACCUACCUGUUAGCUUCCUUUCCUAUUACUUCCUACCAAAAAGCCUAAUUUAGUCCUUAACAGAGAGGUGUAAGCCCCGAAAGCCUUUGGUAUGCUGGUAGGGCAAGAGGCCCUUAGACCCAAGAAAAGGAUUGAAGCACCUCGAUUUCAUGCAAAUUGGACAUUGAGCUUUUCGUAUAGGUGUCUAGAGGCUAAUAUUCUAUUAAGAAAGGAGGAGAAAAGGCAGAUCAAGCAAAAAUCCUUUUCCUCUUAUAAAGGGGAAUACAUCAUUUUUCUGUAUGUCCAUUAGAUGUAUAUGUAAUUUCGUCAAUAAUUUGUUGUUUGCCGUUUUAAGUUGGAAUAUGGGACCUUGAUUAUAUACAACAACAACAUACCCAGUGUAAUAAGUGGGUUCUUGGGGGGGGGGGGUAGAGUGUACGUAGACCUUACCCCUAACUCGAGGAGGUAGAGAGGCUGCUUCAGAAAGACCCUCAGGUCAAGUGCAGCAAUCAAGUAGUUAUGAAAAAGGCAAUACGGCAGUGACCUUGAUUAUAUACUAAAAGAAAAUUCGUAAUAAUACAACAAGCAGUUUUUAUUUAACUAUGGUAUGUGAAUCCUACAAGAAGCUGUUCCCGGCUACUUACCAGCAUCAUGUCUUCAACUUAAUCUGUAAUGCAACAUUUCAUUGGAUCAAUCUGAAAUUAUUCCGCUACAUUUAUAAGUUUCUGUAUCUCAUACUUCUCUUUUCUGUAACGUUUCGGUUGGGAAAGUAAUUAGUUGUGAGUUCUAAUUCCUGUUCCUGCUGAUCUAGCCUAUGACUGUGAUUUCCAUAAAAAUAGUUCCCGAAUUUUUCAAAUCACAAUAGAAACAAUAGUGAAAUGUGAAAGUCAAUGUACUGUAAUUGUUAGAUGCAAGUGGAAGGAUGCCUUUCUUCAGAGAAUCUUCCGAGAGAACAAGGAAACCAUACUCCUGGAUCAUCUCUCUGCUCUUGUAAUUUUUAGAGUUAUGAGGAAACUGAGUUGGAACCAAAUACUUGACUCAAGUAUUUGGAGAUGACUAAAAUAACUUACUAAUAAGGUUAUUCCAUAAGUAGCUGACCCAAAUACUUGACCAACAUUAAACAAGUAAAUCCGAGAUUUGUGAGAUCAUAAGCUGGGUCAGACUAGUAUGGCUAUUUUGAGACAACUAGGGCACUUGGGCCAUGAAUCUGUGAUGGUCGAUGAUGCAGAACUGGAGAUUGAUCAGCGACUUCAGGAAUUAUAUAUAUCUACAAGGGCUGCGAAGAUAGCAUGUAUAUGGAAGUCUCAAUUUUCAGCUUGAUCUUGCAGCUAGAAAGUUGGCAGAUAAUUGUUAUAAAUACGGGGGUGAGAAUCAAAAUAAUCCUUCUACCUUGCCAAAGGCUGCCGUGGAGUUUGGAACUUCACAUGCUGCAAUGGAAGAUCAAAGGGAAAUUAUGCUAGGAUUUCUUGGACAACAGGUUUGUGAGCCGUUGAGAGCAUCAAUACAUAUGCUAGCCUCUGGUUUUUCUUCUACUCUAUGCUUGGUCUACAAUGGGUAAUGCCCUUCAACAUCAAAGAUGCAUAUGCUAGCUGGAUACUCUGGAGAGUUGACAAAUCCAUUAAAAGAAUCUGGAGAAUGAUCCCAACAGUAAUUUUUUGGACCCUAUGGAAGGAGAGAAACAACAGGUGCUUUGAAGGAAUCUCAACUCCUAUUUGCUCUCUAAAGUCUAGGUGUUUAGUUUAGUUGGCAUUUUUUUGCCCCUGUAAACAAUGUGGGUAACUUUCUAGACUUUGUUAGCUCCUUUUCUCUAGUUCAGUAGAGAUAGGAUAUCUUUAGAUUGUUCUACAGGUUUUUGCCAAGUCUGUCAGCUUUUCCCAUCUGUAACCUUACAUCUUCUUGAUGUUUUACUAAUGAAUUUUAUUACUUUACCAAAAAAAAAAAAGAGAGCAUCAAUACAUGGUGCUCCUUUAGAAGAUGCUCGCCAUUUGACUCACCGCUAUGACAGAGUGCGCCAGGAGUUUGAAUCCCAGGCUACUGAAGUAAUAAGACGCCAAUCAAAGUUUAGAGAAGCUUCUACUGAAAGUUUGGCAAAGCUUAAAAAUGCAGAAACAAGAUUGUCGGAGCUCAAAUCUUCGGUGUUGGUUCUUGGCAAAGAAGCAACUGAUGCCAUGUUAUCUGUAGAGGAGGAGCAGCAGCAGAUUACUUUCCAAAAGCUUCGUACCAUGGUCGAUGCUGAAAGAUCUUAUCAUCAGAAUGUUGUUUCUAUUUUGGAGAAGUUGUAUUCUGAGAUGCUUGAAGAAGAGCAAUUAAAUGAGUCAUCUCCACAAUCUUCAAAUUCACCAAGAGUUUUGCAUGAUACAACUUCAAAUGGAACUGAGCAUCCAGAAGCUGAGGAUAAAAGUCCUACCUAUUUUAGUGCCAAGGUACCCUUCUCAAAAAAUUUUAGUGCCAAGGUCAUGCACUCGUUUGAAGCCCAAGCAGAUGGCGAGCUAAGUCUAGAGGUUGGCGAUGAUGUGGUAGUUCGGCAGGUAGCUCCAAAUGGAUGGUCUGAAGGAGAAUGCAACGGUAAGUCCGGUCGGUUUCCCUCGGCUUAUGCUGAAAAGUCACACAAAGUACCAGCAAGCAAAAUGGCGGAAACGGAUACCACCCCAUAAGAUAAAACACUAAAUUAUCAUGCUACCUUCAUAUAAACCUUUGCUUUUUUGUAAAUUUCCACUUGUAUAGGUGUUUGAGGAGUUUUCCAUUUUGCUUUUUUUUUUUUUUUUUUCCUUCUCCCGAUGUAAACGCAUCAAAGCUUAUAAUCAAGUUUGUUAUUUGCUGA
This is a messenger RNA of Lycium barbarum (goji berry), 4512 nucleotides long. Its product is annotated as SH3 domain-containing protein 1-like. Bases 3602 to 4345 code for a protein of 247 amino acids. The transcript is spliced from 9 exons. Lineage: Eukaryota; Viridiplantae; Streptophyta; Magnoliopsida; Solanales; Solanaceae. Gene Ontology annotation, molecular function: protein binding. The record is from RefSeq and is a predicted model, not a curated record.